Molecule: messenger RNA, 1500 nt
Organism: Penicillium hordei
Lineage: Eukaryota; Fungi; Ascomycota; Eurotiomycetes; Eurotiales; Aspergillaceae
Product: catalase
Exons: 11
Coding region: 1-1500 (499 amino acids)
Biological process (GO): hydrogen peroxide catabolic process; response to hydrogen peroxide
Cellular component (GO): cytoplasm; mitochondrion; peroxisome
Molecular function (GO): heme binding; catalase activity
Source: RefSeq, a predicted model, not a curated record
AUGUCCGCUGACAAAUACUAUACUCUUGCCGAAGGUUGCCCCUUCGCAAGCAACAGCACUGCGGUGCUUAUGCGCAACAGACAAGGUGGGGGUCUAGGUUUAUUGCAGGAUACCCAGCUUAUCGAGACACUCGCGCAUUUCUCUCGUGAGAGGAUUCCAGAGCGCGUCGUUCAUGCCAAAGCAGUUGGGGCAUAUGGAGAGUUCGAAGCCACUGCCGACUGCUCCGACUUGACAUCCGCCAGCUUUCUCAAUAAGGCUGGCAAGAAGACUCCUAUUCUCCUUCGAGUUUCCACUGUUGGACCAGAGUCAGGCUCUUCUGAUACUUCACGGGAUGUCCAUGGCUGGGGGAUGAAGCUUUAUACUGAUGAAGGAAACCUAGACUGGGUCUUUAACAACACCCCAGUAUUUUUCAUUCGGGAUCCAAUCAAGUUCCCCUCCAUGAAUCGUUCUCACAAGAGACACCCACAGACUCAUCUUCCCGAUGCAAACAUGUUUUGGGACUUCCAUGUGGGCAACCCGGAAGGAAUCCACCAGCUCUUGGUUCUCUUUAGUGAUCGUGGAACUCCUCGAUCAGUCCGCUUUUUAAACUCCUACAGUGGACACACUUACAAGUUUACUAAGGAGGACGGUUCAUUCAAAUAUGUUAAGAUCCAGAUGAAGACCCAACAGGGAGUCAAGAAUUUUACCCGAGAAGAGGCAACUAGAAUUGCCGGCGAGGACCCCGAUUACAUGAUUCGAGAUAUGUUCGAGGCUAUCGAAAGAAAAGACUACCCUUCGUGGGAUGUUUUUGUCCAAGUCAUGGAUCCCUCCGAGGCUGAGCACUAUCGGUGGAAUAUCUUUGAUAUGACCAAAGUCUGGCCACACAAGGACUUUCCGUUGAGGAAGAUCGGCAAGAUGACCCUAAAUCGUAACCCCGGAAAUUAUUUUGCCGAUAUUGAGCAGGCGGCCUUCUCUCCAUCUACUAUGGUACCUGGAUUUGCCGCUUCCGCCGAUCCCGUCCUCCAAGCACGCUUAUUCGCCUAUCCUGACGCAGCUCGCUACCGCCUUGGCGUCAACUACCAGCAACUCCCAACUAAUGCAGCUAAGGUCCCCGUAUAUUCUCCUUUUGAGAGAGAUGGAAAAAUGAGAUUUGACGACAACUACGGCGGUGAUCCAAACUACGUCAAUUCCUCUCUCCAGCCGACCAAGUUCUACCCCGACGUCAAAGGAGUCAACCCUGAGUCGUUGAGCUUGCACACCGAGCACGAGAAGUGGGUUGGUGAAGUGACAACCUAUAGCAGCCACAUCAAGGACGAAGAUUUUAUCCAGCCUGCUGCUUUGUGGGAUGUCAUUGGCCGUGAUCCGGGGCACCAGAAUAGAGUCAUUGACAACCUUGCUGGAAGUAUCAGUGGGGUCAAAUCGCCAAGGCUUCGUAAUGAAGUAUAUGCACUCUUUAGCAGAGUCGAUCAGGAUCUUGGGAGGAAGGUCAAGCAGGCGACCGAGGCAGCUAUCAAAGACUGA